Messenger RNA from Melitaea cinxia (Glanville fritillary), 1264 nucleotides. RefSeq lists its product as uncharacterized. The record is from RefSeq and is a predicted model, not a curated record. Bases 1 to 1242 code for a protein of 413 amino acids. Gene Ontology annotation, molecular function: ubiquitin-protein transferase activity; zinc ion binding. Gene Ontology annotation, biological process: protein ubiquitination. The transcript has 5 exons. Lineage: Eukaryota; Metazoa; Arthropoda; Insecta; Lepidoptera; Nymphalidae.
AUGGACAAUCAAGAAAAAAGUGAAAACAAUGGAGAAGAAUCAAGAAAAGAAGAAAUAAAUGAUGGAAAUAAAAAAGUAACAAACAAACCAAUUACACAAGUCUUAGACGACGCUGGUCCUUCAAGAGUUAUAAACCUUCCUGGGGCUGUUCCACACUGUUUGAAAAACAACACAAGAUUAAAACCGGGAGUAUCAAAAUCAGAGCAUAGUAUACGACAAAUUAUAACAACUAAAGAUGUUGCAAAUGCACUGAGACUUACUUCACUAAGUUAUGCAACAAACCAGACGCAAAUCGCUGAUUUGACAGAACUUAAAAUUCCCAUUCUAGAUAAAAAUGAUACAGAAAAUGACGAUAUAACUUUAGUAGAAUUGAAACGUUUUAUGGCAUCUUGUUUCAAAUUAAAUAAAGACGCGCCUGUUGUAAAUGAAACAUCAAAUUUAAAUGUACACGCGGCAAUAAGUACUAUAACUAAUGAUCUGGUACAGAACAUUCCAGAAGUUAGUCUUACUGCGAAUGAGAGAAACUUUAAUAAAACAAUAGUUAAUAGUACUGAUCAUAAACAACAAGCCGUCGAUAAAAAUAAAAACAAAAACUCGGACAGUUUGUCUGAAAAGUCCGACUUCGGAGUAACACAAAGGGAUUCUCUCUCGAGCAUCGGAUCAAAUGUUUGCAGAAUUUGUAUGACCAGAGGAAAGGAAAGAUUAAUAUCGCCCUGCAACUGCAAGGGUUCCUUGGCAAACGUCCAUCUGUCCUGCCUACAGAGGUGGCUCAAUCAAAUGGGAAGGAACCAUUGUGAGCUCUGCGGCUACAGUUAUCCAGCAAUUCGCACGCCUCGUUACACGGUUCUUCAGGCGUUGCGGCUGUGGUUUUGUAAUCCACGAAAUAGGAGUCAUCUACAGUCGGAUUGUCUAAUUUUUUGGCUGCUCUCAACAGUGACUGCCGGUUUGCUAGCUGUGUGCAUCGUUGGCACACAGUACUUUGUGAUUGAGGGUAACAAUUUUGGUAAGCCCGAUGCUGUUAGAAAGAGCGAAGGUAUAUCUCAUCGUAUAACGGAAACUGCGAUGGAUUUCUUCAUGGCAAUAGUGUUGUGUGGCUAUUCGGUGACAGUUUACUUCUUAUGGAAAGACCACUACGUUAUGUGGAAUCGUUGGCGGAGGGCAAACGUCAACGUUCAACUGUUACUAACCCCUGAUUCAAACCCUGUACCAUUUCUUCCGAGGACUAGAUAUAAUGUUGUUUGAAUAAAUAUUUUUUUUCGUUUUA